GGUUCCUGCUCCUUGUGCAUGUGUAUAUAAAUGUCUGCUCCCACAGACACAUGGACACACACUGGAGCUAAACGUGCUGGAAUACUUGAAGGACAGAUCGGCUGUGGAACAGGUCAAGAACCCCUGUUUGCCAUGAAGACAACAGGAGUCUUUGUGCUCCUCGCUCUGGCAGUUCUUUGCUUGGCAAAUGCUGACAAAGAGAAUGAAGUGGACUGCAGUGAAUACAGAAGGUUAGAGAGAGGAAAACCCAUUUACUGCGAAAGACUCUAUCAACCCUUCUGCGGCUCUGAUGGAAAAACAUAUAACAACAAAUGUUCUUUCUGCAAAGCAGUCCUGAGAAGUAGAGGUGCCUUACGUGUGAAGCAAGUAGGGGUCUGCUGA
Messenger RNA from Chiroxiphia lanceolata (lance-tailed manakin), 381 nucleotides. RefSeq names its product serine peptidase inhibitor Kazal type 9 (gene SPINK9). Lineage: Eukaryota; Metazoa; Chordata; Aves; Passeriformes; Pipridae. The transcript has 4 exons. Bases 31 to 381 code for a protein of 116 amino acids. The record is from RefSeq and is a predicted model, not a curated record. Gene Ontology annotation, molecular function: protein binding; serine-type endopeptidase inhibitor activity.